GACAGAGCGAGAUCGACUAUUUUAAAAACGUUGGACAAGGAGGAUGAGUUCUUCAAUGCCAUCGACUACACCUCGGAGAGCCCAAGGAAGAUGACGAAUGUUGGCCAUGCCAGAAAGAGGUCGCAUAGGUGGCCGCUCCUCCGCGUUUUUGCCAAAAAGAAGAACUGGAACAACACGAAGGGACUCAAAAUCCGUGGAAUCAAGUUCAGGCCGAUAACGAG
Messenger RNA from Amoebophrya sp. A25, 221 nucleotides. NCBI's taxonomy places the organism in Eukaryota, Dinophyceae, Syndiniales, Amoebophryaceae. The record is from the annotation of a GenBank genome assembly.